AUGUCAAAAGAUGUCAACAUGCCCGUCUUCAGAAGAGAUCCUUGUGGCAUUACCUGUCUUUUUCUCACUUACACAGCGAUAUUUUACGCCGACUAUGUCAUAGUCCACUGGGUUGUCAUACAGACGAUGUCAAACAGCUUAUGGGGUGCUCUACAUGUCCUUCUCUUCAACACCCUAGUGUUCAUGACACUCAUGGCACAUGUCCGGGCUGUGUUCAGUGAUCCAGGGAUCGUCCCAUUGCCCCAAAGCAGGCUUGAUUUCUCCGACAUGCAUGCUGGUGGAGAAAAGAGUGAUGACUGGACAGUGUGUGCUCGAUGCGAGAUGUACAGACCUCCUCGUGCUCACCACUGCCGGAUUUGCCAGCGGUGCAUACGGCGCAUGGACCACCACUGCCCUUGGAUCAACAAUUGUGUAGGGGAAUGGAACCAGAAGUAUUUUCUGCAGUUUCUGACCUUUGUUGGCCUCAUGUCAAUCUAUGCACUAUCCCUCAUUGCAUAUUCAUGGAUCAAGGACUGCCCAGAAUGUUCAAAGGAAAUGAUGAUAAAGCAAGGGAGACUAUUGCACUCUGUAAUAUUAAGUAUGGAAAGCAUUCUCUUUGGCCUCUUCGUCAUUGCCAUCAUGUGUGACCAGAUGCAAGCUAUCCUCAGUGAUGAAACAGCUGUUGAACAGGUAAAACGACAGGGACCAUAUCGGGCCAAGCGUCCAAAGAUGGCUCUGCUCAAGGAAGUGUGCGGACGCAGCCAUCCAGUGUUGUGGGUAUUCCCAUGCACCAGUGCUCCCUUCAGUAGUGAACCUUCAUAUAGCCUGACUGUUUAAGUUAAACAUCAUCCUUAGAGUGAAUAAUCUGGAAAACAGUCCCAUUUUAUAUCAUCAUCAUCAAUUCUUCAAGUCACAAGUUCACUCUCUCCUGACAGCCAUUAGAUAUGUAGCAUAUGGUAGCACUGGUGAUGUCAGUCUGGGUAACCUGCACAGCCACUGAGCUCAAGGGUACAAUCAAUCAACGCAGUGCCUGACACUUUAACUCUUUCCAUAACAUUAUGUUGGGCUCAUGAAGACCUCUUGGUGCCCAAAGUAGCAAUGGAUCUGAUUUGUGAUUUAAGAAUAAGUCUCAAUACAUUUCUAAGCUGAUUAGAGAUUUUAUUUACAGUUGAUUGUCUUGUUCUUUUUAUAAGGAUAUCCCCAAGGAGAUAUUCUUUGUGAUGUCACAGCUCCUUGGAUUUGAAGUAGUGAUAUAUAUUGGGAAAUAUCAGUGAUGUCAAAUACAUUACCUUAACAUUUUCAAUAUAUUCAUGUAUUUGAGGUAGUAAACUUUUUAAAGAAUCAAGAAGUAGGACAAAUUUAGCAUGAAAAAAUUAUCUUUGUUUCUUUUUUAAGAGAGAAAACAUAUCUAACAUGGUAAGAGGACUUAGGUGGACCAUUGUUGUGAAUGUAAAUAUGUAUACUACAGAAAAUAAACCUUUUCCUUACUUUUAUAGUCAAACAUCUAUGAAAGAGAUCUAAUCUGUUUGGAAUAAGAAUAUGCAAAUCUUUUAUAAAUGAUAUCUCUCCACAGUAAACACCCACUCAUUCAUACAUAGCUGUAUUUAUAUUUUGAUUCAUCAUUUUUGAAUACUCAUUUUUAUUCAGUAAUUCUUGCAGUGCAUUAAUACUUCAUUACAUGUUUUCUUAAAACAAAAAAAUGGUCUGCAGAUAAGGAUAUGUAAAUCAUUUGAAAGUUCACAUAAACACCCACACAUUUUCAUGCUUUUAUUGUAAGAAAUAUGUACAUUUAUAUAUGUUUUCUAUAAAUGCAGUUGUG
Penaeus chinensis is the source of this 1798-nucleotide messenger RNA. It is a transcript of the gene Dnz1, whose product is annotated as palmitoyltransferase ZDHHC3-like. Gene Ontology annotation, biological process: peptidyl-L-cysteine S-palmitoylation; protein targeting to membrane. Gene Ontology annotation, cellular component: endoplasmic reticulum; Golgi apparatus. Lineage: Eukaryota; Metazoa; Arthropoda; Malacostraca; Decapoda; Penaeidae. Bases 1 to 816 code for a protein of 271 amino acids. Gene Ontology annotation, molecular function: protein-cysteine S-palmitoyltransferase activity. The transcript has 6 exons. The record is from RefSeq and is a predicted model, not a curated record.